GCUGACGCCGCUGGGCGGGCGCUGUGAGUGCUGUGAGCGGAGCCGUGGGGGGGGCUGAAGGCCGACACAGAGGAUGAGGAUCCUUCCCAGCCCUGGGAUGCCUGCGCUGCUCUCCCUCGUGAGCCUCCUGUCCGUGCUGCUGAUCGGUUGCGUAGCUGAAAGUCCCCCUGUGUUCAUUAAAAAACCUGUGGACCAAAUUGGUGUGUCGGGAGGGGUGGCGUCUUUUGUAUGCCAAGCAACUGGAGACCCGAAGCCACGAGUCACCUGGAACAAGAAAGGGAAGAAAGUGAACUCCCAGAGGUUUGAGACAAUUGAAUUUGAUGAAAGUGCAGGUGCUGUUCUGAGGAUCCAGCCGCUCCGGACUCCCCGGGAUGAGAACAUUUAUGAGUGUGUUGCUCAAAACCCUCAUGGGGAAGUCACUGUCCAUGCCAAGCUCACUGUCCUCCGAGAGGACCAGUUGCCUCCCGGCUUCCCAAACAUUGACAUGGGGCCCCAGCUGAAAGUGGUGGAGCGGACACGAACGGCCACAAUGCUCUGUGCAGCCAGUGGGAACCCAGACCCAGAGAUCACCUGGUUUAAAGAUUUCCUGCCUGUCGACCCAAGCACGAGCAACGGGAGAAUAAAGCAGCUGAGAUCAGGUGGCCUGCAGAUCGAAAGCAGCGAGGAGACGGACCAGGGGAAGUACGAAUGCGUCGCCAGCAACAGCGCGGGAGUGCGCUACUCCUCACCUGCAAACCUUUACGUGAGAGUUCGGCGCGUGGCCCCUCGCUUCUCCAUCCUCCCCGUCAGCCACGAAAUCAUGCCCGGGGGCAACGUCAACAUCACCUGCGUGGCGGUGGGCUCGCCCAUGCCCUACGUCAAGUGGAUGCAAGGAGCGGAGGACCUGACGCCCGAAGACGACAUGCCCGUGGGCCGCAACGUCCUGGAGCUCACGGAUGUCAAGGAUUCCGCCAACUACACGUGUGUGGCCAUGUCCAGUCUGGGAGUCAUAGAAGCCGUUGCUCAGAUCACGGUGAAAUCGCUGCCCAAGGCUCCUGGGACACCAGUGGUGACAGAGACGACAGCGACGAGCAUUACCAUCACCUGGGACUCUGGAAAUCCAGACCCCGUGUCCUACUAUGUCAUUGAAUACAAGUCUAAAAGCCAGGAUGGACCAUAUCAGAUCAAAGAGGACAUCACCACCACGCGCUACAGCAUUGGGGGGCUCAGCCCCAACUCUGAGUAUGAGAUCUGGGUCUCUGCAGUCAACAGCAUUGGGCAGGGGCCUCCCAGUGAGUCAGUGGUCACUCGCACUGGGGAACAAGCUCCUGCCAGUGCCCCCCGUAAUGUGCAGGGACGAAUGCUGAGCAGCACCACUAUGAUUAUCCAGUGGGAGGAACCAGUGGAGCCCAAUGGGCAGAUCCGUGGCUAUCGUGUGUAUUACACUAUGGAGCCUGACCAACCUGUCAGCAACUGGCAGAAGCACAAUGUGGAUGACAGCCUCCUCACCACGGUGGGCAGCCUCCUUGAGGAUGAAACCUACACGGUUCGGGUCCUGGCCUUCACCUCUGUGGGAGAUGGGCCUCUUUCUGACCCCAUCCAGGUUAAGACGCAGCAGGGAGUUCCUGGGCAGCCGAUGAACUUCCGAGCAGAAGCCAAGACAGAGACAAGCAUCAUGUUGUCAUGGAGCCCACCUCGACAGGAGAUCAUAGUGAAGUAUGAGCUCCUCUUUAAGGAAGGAGACCACGGCAGAGAGGUGCCGAGGAACUUCGAGCCAACGACCUCCUUCACCGUGGAAGGCCUGAAGCCCAACACUGAGUAUGUCUUCCGACUGGCUGCCCGCUCGGCUCUGGGCCUGGGGGCCUUCACCCCGGAGGUCAGAGAGCGCACCUUGCAGUCUAAACCGUCUGCCCCCCCUCAAGACAUAAAGUGCGUCAGCACCAGAUCCACCGCCAUUCUGGUAAGUUGGCGGCCGCCUCCGGCCGAAAGCCAAAAUGGCGUCCUGGCCGGCUACAGCGUCUACUAUCGAGCGCUGGACUCUGAGGACACGGAGCUUAAGGAGGUGAAUGAUAUCCCCCCAACCACCAGUCAGAUCCUGCUGGAGUCCCUGGAGAAGUGGACAGAGUAUCGCAUCACUGUCGUGGCUCAUACGGAGGUGGGGCCGGGCCCGGAGAGCUCGCCGGUUAUCGUCCGGACAGAUGAAGACGUGCCCAGCGCGCCGCCUCGGAAAGUGGAGGUGGAGGUCCUGAACUCCACUGCAAUCCAGGUGUUCUGGCGCUCUCCAGUCCAGAACCGCCAGCAUGGCCAGAUUCGCGGCUACCAGGUCCACUAUGUGCGCAUGGAGAAUGGAGAGGCCCGGGGGCUGCCCCAGAUCAAGGAUAUCAUGCUGGCUGAUGCCCAGGAGAUGGUCAUUGCUGGGCUCCAGCCUGAGACUGCAUAUUCCAUUACCGUAGCCGCCUACACCAUGAAGGGAGAUGGUGCUCGCAGCAAACCAAAAGUGGUCACCACUAAGGGUGCAGUCCCAGGCAAGCCCAUCCUGUCUGUGCACCAGACAGAGGAGAAUACUCUUCUGGUGAAAUGGGAGCCUCCAUUGGAUGCAGAAGGCCAGGUGAUGGGCUACCGGCUCCAGUUUGGCCGCAAGGAUGUCGACCCGCUGGCUACUUUGGAGUUCUCUGCCCUGGAGGAUAAGUACACCGCUCCCAGCAUCCACAAAGGCGCCACAUACGUUUUCAAGCUGGCCGUGAAAAGCCGGGCUGGCUUUGGGGAGGAAGCUGUGCAGGAACUCACCACCCCUGAAGAUAUCCCCAAAGGUUACCCCCAAAUCCUCGAGGCGAGCAACAUCACUUCCAUGUCGGUCCAGUUUGGCUGGCUCCCCCCCGUGCUGGCCGAGAGGAAUGGAGCCAUCGUCAAAUACACCGUGGCCUACCGGGAAGCCGGUUCUCCCGGCAACCCACUGGAAAAAGACCUGCCCCCCUCCCCAGAGAACUCGUACACCCUCAACGGCCUCAAACCCAACACUGCCUAUGAUGUUAAAAUCCGUGCUCACACCAGUAAAGGCCCCGGGCCGUACAGCCCGACCGUCCAGUAUCGAACAUUCCAGCUGGAUCAAGUUUUACCCAAAAACUUCAAGGUGAAGAUGGUGACGAAGACGUCUGUUCUUUUGAGCUGGGAGUUUCCUGAGAAUUACAACUCUCCCACUCCAUACAAGAUCCAGUACAAUGGGCUGAAUGUUGAUGUGGAUGGCCGCACCACCAAGAAACUCAUCACCAACCUGAAGCCCCAUACAUUCUACAACUUUGUUCUCAUGAACCGCGGCAACAGCAUGGGUGGCCUGCAGCAGAAUGUGGCUGCCUGGACCGCUGCUAACAUGUUAUCUAGGAAGCCAGAGGUGACCCACAAACCUGAUGCUGAUGGCAACGUGGUGGUGAUUCUCCCUGAUGUGAAGAGCUCUGUGGCUGUCCAAGCUUACUACAUUGUGGUGGUGCCUCUGAGGAAGUCCCGUGGAGGACAGUUCCUGAACCCCUUGGGCAGCCCUGAAGAGAUGGACCUGGAGGAGCUGGUUCAGGACAUUGCCAGGCUCCGACGCCGAAGCCUGCGUCACUCCCGUCAGCUGGACUUCCCCAAGCCCUACAUUGCUGCCCGUUUUCGUUCCCUCCCCAACCACUUUGUCCUGGGCGAUAUGAAACACUACGACAACUUUGAGAACAGAGCCCUGGAGCCGGGGCAGAGAUACGUCAUCUUCAUCCUGGCAGUGCUCCAGGAACCUGAGGCAACUUUUGCUGCUAGUCCGUUCUCCGACCCUAUCCAGCUGGACAACCCUGACCCACAGCCAAUCAUUGACGGAGAGGAAGGGCUGAUCUGGGUCAUUGGGCCCGUCCUGGCCGUGGUGUUCAUCAUCUGCAUUGUCAUUGCCAUUCUGCUCUACAAAAACAAACCAGACAGCAAACGGAAAGAUUCAGAGCCACGGACAAAAUGCCUCCUGAACAAUGCUGAAAUCACCCCUCACCACCCCAAGGACCCUGUGGAAAUGAGGCGCAUCAACUUCCAGACUCCAGAUUCUGGUCUGAGCAGCCCUCUCAGUGACCCUGAGUUUGACUUUGAAAGUAUGCUCAGCCACCCACCAAUCCCUGUUUCCGAGCUGGCUGAACACACAGAGCAUCUCAAAGCUAAUGAUAACCUGAAAUUAUCCCAAGAGUAUGAGUCCAUUGACCCCGGCCAGCAGUUCACCUGGGAGCACUCCAACCUGGAAGUGAACAAGCCCAAAAACCGCUACGCCAACGUGAUCGCCUACGACCACUCGCGCGUCAUCCUGCUGCCCAUCGAAGGAAUUGUGGGUAGCGAUUACAUCAAUGCCAACUAUAUUGAUGGCUACCGGAAGCAGAAUGCCUACAUUGCCACCCAGGGGCCUCUGCCAGAGACGUUUGGGGACUUUUGGAGGAUGGUGUGGGAGCAGCGUUCAGCUACUAUUGUUAUGAUGACUAAGCUGGAGGAGAAAUCACGGAUAAAGUGUGACCAGUACUGGCCAGGUCGAGGUACAGACACCUAUGGGAUGAUUCAAGUGACAUUACUCGAUACCAUUGAAUUGGCCACAUUCUGCGUUCGAACAUUCUCCCUGCAUAAGAACGGCUCCAGUGAGAAGCGGGAGGUCCGCCAGUUCCAGUUCACAGCAUGGCCAGACCACGGUGUACCUGAGUACCCCACCCCAUUCCUGGCCUUCCUGAGACGAGUGAAAACCUGCAACCCCCCUGAUGCUGGUCCAAUUGUGGUGCACUGCAGUGCGGGGGUUGGACGGACUGGCUGCUUCAUUGUGAUUGAUGCCAUGCUAGAGAGGAUAAAACAUGAGAAGACAGUGGACAUUUAUGGGCACGUUACCCUCAUGCGGUCACAGCGGAACUACAUGGUACAGACAGAAGACCAGUACAGCUUUAUACACGAUGCCUUGCUUGAGGCCGUUGCGUGCGGCAACACAGAAGUCCCAGCUAGGAAUCUCUACACAUACAUCCAGAAGCUGGCACAGAUUGAAGUUGGAGAGCACGUGACAGGCAUGGAGCUGGAGUUUAAGCGCCUCGCCAACUCCAAAGCCCACACCUCCAGGUUCAUCAGUGCCAAUCUCCCAUGCAACAAAUUCAAGAAUCGUCUUGUCAACAUCAUGCCAUAUGAGACAACGCGGGUCUGCCUUCAGCCCAUCCGAGGAGUGGAGGGGUCAGACUACAUCAAUGCCAGCUUUAUCGAUGGCUACAGACAACAGAAGGCGUACAUUGCUACUCAAGGGCCCCUGGCAGAGACCACUGAAGACUUCUGGCGGAUGUUAUGGGAGAACAACUCCACCAUUGUUGUGAUGUUGACUAAGCUUCGCGAGAUGGGGCGGGAAAAGUGCCAUCAGUACUGGCCAGCAGAGCGCUCUGCUCGGUACCAGUACUUUGUAGUAGAUCCCAUGGCUGAAUACAACAUGCCUCAGUACAUCCUACGAGAAUUCAAGGUCACCGAUGCCAGGGACGGUCAGUCAAGAACUGUUCGUCAGUUCCAGUUCACUGACUGGCCAGAACAAGGAGUGCCAAAAUCAGGGGAAGGUUUUAUUGAUUUCAUUGGACAGGUACACAAGACCAAGGAACAGUUUGGCCAGGAUGGCCCCAUCUCUGUACACUGCAGUGCUGGGGUGGGCAGGACUGGAGUGUUCAUCACACUCAGUAUCGUCCUGGAAAGAAUGCGUUAUGAGGGUGUUGUAGAUAUUUUCCAGACAGUGAAGAUGCUGCGAACACAACGACCUGCUAUGGUGCAAACAGAGGAUGAAUACCAGUUCUGUUACCAGGCAGCUUUGGAAUAUCUGGGAAGUUUCGAUCACUAUGCAACAUAAAAAGCCAUCUGUUGUGCAGACUCUGUCAACCACUUAAGUCCUGGAAGGCCUCUUUUGACCCAGGAGGAGCGCUUGAACUUACAAACUGAAUCAGAAGAAGUACCUUUUCAUCCAGACAAUGCGUUGGGGAGCAGGGGGAAGGAUUGAAAGGAACACCCCUUCAGGAACUCCAUGUUGUAGCCUGGACCGUGAAGAGGCAGCUCAGGAGGUUGCUGAUGGACUACUUUAAGUGGUGAACUGCUCUUGUUACCUCAAGUGGUGUUCGCUGUGGAGGAUGUAUGGACAUCAUCAAAGAGAUCCAAAAGCUAAAACACACCUUGCAAAACGUUACCGCUGGAGAAGGGAAGGAAACCGACUUCGGUUACAUCAUUAGAGUUCAGUUUAUUUACUAAUAUAGUUGGCAGUCUUUAAAGGAAGUCACUUGCAGAAUUGAAGGUGUUCUGUAAAUGUUCAGGAACUAUAUCUCAACACUUAGGCAAAUGUAGGGUCAGGAGUUCUUUCAGCUGGAGUCUUAAUAACCUCAGUAUCAACAGUGGGAUGAUUCUGGGCUUACAGGCACCUUGCAAACAGCAUUCACUGUGUGCCCCUGCCACGCGAGAGGUUUUAUAGCUCACACUUUGAACACUUACUUAGAACAUUCCUCAUUUCUUCUAAUUCCAAAAUUUAUUUUUAGGAUAUUUAAAAUUAGAGAGAAAGAGAGAGAGGAAAACCCAGACCUGGCCAUCGUACGGCCCCAUCCCCUUGACACAGGCAUACAGGCAGAGGUGGCAGCUCUGCUGGGCUGCAUUCGCUUCCCUUUUCAGCACAUCCAGCUCCAGGGAGGCACUGAGCAGGCAGUGGUGGGACACCCGAGGCAGAAAGGCAGCCCCUUUCCCAUUCUCUUUGCACAUGCACACAACCCCACUUCUGCUGCAAGCAGCUGUGCCUCCCCACCAGUUCCUGCCACAGAAGGCCAGAAGCAUCUCUCUGAAAGGAGCCAGAGAAGCACCCUUAGGACACUUAGCUCAUAUAGCCAACUGCUUCUUGCUGCCAAACCUUCACCUGCGGAUGCAGUGGCUCUCCGGGAGCAACGCAGAGAUUGCCUCAGGACUGCCUCCAUACCACUUCACACCAAGCCCAUGGGCACAGCAACGAACCAGCCCUAGCUGUAGAAAUAACUGGGAAAGAUCAAGUAAGAUGCAUUCAAUGGCAUAACUGUGAGUGGCUUUCUUUAAAGUAUCGAUGUAACUGUAACAAGUGACAUUACCUUUUUUUUAAAUAGUGUAUUUUUUCCUUUUUUUUUUUUUUUAAAGACAAAGAAUAUCAGUCAAUGAAUUUAAAAGAAAAAAAUUGCUUAUUUGUUCAUAUUAUGUUCAAAGACAGUCUAUUUUUUCACUGUAGAAAUGUUACGUGUAAUGGCUGUGAUAUAUAAAAAUGCAGUGCAAAUUGCUACUUCUACAUAUUGCUUUUCUACCAUUUAAAAGGUUUAACUUGCUCAUGUAAGAACAAAAUGUCCUUUCUGGAUUAUUUUGUUUGUUUUGUUUAAAAUCUCAGACAUAUCACCUGUCUUCAGAAGUGUGUGAGAUCAGCAGGCAGGUCCAGACCUGGUGGCAGUGCCAACCUCCUCCCCUUCAGCUGUGGCCGUGCUGCUCCCUCCUACCAGGGCCAGGGGUGAACUGGGAGAUUAAAAAAAAUGGCAGUGUCUUAGGACUGAAGACAAAAAUACAGCAGCUUCAGAGGCGCAGCACACGUGGGCAAGCACACAGCUUUCAAACAUCAGCAGUGUAACGGAGGUAAGAGCCUAACUGUCCAUGCACUGGUGUGAAGAUACGAUACGUGUAACAGGGGUACAAGGAAUUUCCUUGCAGAAGUGCACAGAGGACAGCAUGUUGGAAAAGAUGCACUGCCCAGGACACUGCUUGCCUGUGGCUUUUUUUUCCUAGAAGGGGUAAUUAUUGCCAUCCAGUGCUACCCAGAAAACCCCACAACAGUCCAUUUCCUGCCUUUAACUGAAGAAAAAAAAAACAAAAAACAACAAGAAGCUUCUUCAAGAUUUUACUUCUUAUUUGUGUAAAAGUUGCCCAAAUUUCUAAGUAUGUUGCAGCAAAAUCUUACUGGAAGAGUUGGGGUGGGGUGGGGGAAGGUUUUUUUUUUUUUUCUUUGUAUGAGAGCAAAGUGCUGUUGCUUUCACACUGUUAUUUCAAACUGAAACAUUAAGUGGUUUUCAUACCACAGUGUAUGUAGAUAUAUUGACUUUGUAUUAAAGGAAGAUUGUCUGAAA
This is a messenger RNA of Centrocercus urophasianus (Greater sage-grouse), 8093 nucleotides long. It is a transcript of the gene PTPRS, whose product is annotated as protein tyrosine phosphatase receptor type S. The coding region runs from base 74 to 5833 and encodes 1919 amino acids. NCBI's taxonomy places the organism in Eukaryota, Metazoa, Chordata, Aves, Galliformes, Phasianidae. The record is from RefSeq and is a predicted model, not a curated record. The transcript is spliced from 33 exons. Gene Ontology annotation, biological process: protein dephosphorylation. Gene Ontology annotation, molecular function: protein binding; protein tyrosine phosphatase activity.